CCCUGUGACCGAAAAAAAACAGACAGGGAGACGGUGGGGUGGAGUACAGGAAGCCGCUGUCCCUGAAUAUCCGAACAUGGACCAAAUCUAAAAGAGAACUACUAAAUUCCAGUUUCGGUUUAGCUACAUUUUUCCAAACCAGUGGCUGCGGAUUAGUUUUUUUUUUCUGGAUCGAGUCGGAGAUUUAGGCGAGAAGAUCAUCAUGUCUCGGGGAGUGAUCCAGCCCAGCCAGCAGAAACUGGCAGAAAAACUCACCAUCCUCAACGACAGAGGCAUCGGGAUGUUGACCCGUGUUUACAAUAUCAAAAAGCAAGGACAAGUUUGGAAGGCAUGUGGCGAUCCCAAGGCUAAGCCCUCCUAUCUCGUUGACAAAAAUCUGGAGUCUGCUGUUAAAUUUAUUGUUAGGAAGUUUCCCGCUGUGGAGACUCGCAACAAUAACCAACAGCUGGCUCAGCUGCAGAAAGAAAAAUCUGAAAUUCUGAAGAACUUGGCUCUCUACUAUUUUACCUUUGUGGAUGUCAUGGAAUUCAAGGACCAUGUGUGUGAGCUGCUGAACACAGUCGACGCCUGCCAGGUCUUCUUUGAUAUUACGGUGAACUUUGACCUGACCAAGAACUACCUGGACCUGGUGGUGACCUACACUACUCUGAUGAUAAUCCUGUCUCGCAUCGAGGAGAGGAAAGCCAUCAUAGGACUCUACAACUACGCUCACGAGAUGACGCAUGGAUCCAGUGACAGGGAAUACCCCAGGCUGGGCCAGAUGAUCGUUGAUUAUGAGAACCCUUUGAAGAAGAUGAUGGAGGAGUUUGUUCCACAUGGAAAGUCCCUGUCGGAGGCCUUGAUCAGCCUUCAGGUGGUUUAUCCCAGGAGGAAUCUGUCUGCUGACCAGUGGAGGAAUGCUCAGCUGCUCUCUCUCAUCUCUGCUCCCUCCACAAUGCUCAACCCGGCUCAGUCAGACACGAUGCCUUGUGAAUACCUGUCUCUGGACACGAUGGAGAAGUGGAUUGUGUUUGGUUUCAUUCUGUGCCACGCGAUGCUGAACAGCGACGCCGCGGCCUUGUCUCUGUGGAAGUUGGCUCUGCAGAGCUCCACUUGCCUCUGUCUGUUCAGGGAUGAAGUCUUCCACAUCCACAAGGCUGCAGAGGACCUGUUUGUGAACAUCAGAGGAUACAACAAACGCAUCAAUGACAUCAGGGAGUGCAAAGAACAGGCGCUGUCUCAUGCGGGCUCCAUGCACAGAGAGAGACGCAAAUUCCUCCGAUCUGCUCUGAAGGAGCUGGCUACGGUUUUAGCCGACCAGCCUGGACUCCUCGGUCCAAAGGCAUUAUUUGUGUUCAUGGCAUUGUCGUUCGCCCGGGACGAAAUCAUCUGGCUGCUUCGACACGCCGACAACAUCCAGAAGAAAAGCACCGAUGAUUUCAUUGACAAACACAUAGCAGAGCUGAUCUUCUACAUGGAGGAGCUCAGAGCUCACGUCAGGAAAUAUGGUCCUGUGAUGCAGAGAUACUACGUCCAGUACCUGUCUGGAUUCGAUGCUGUGGUUCUGAAUGAGAUGGUGCAGAACUUGUCGGUGUGUCCUGAGGAUGAAUCUAUAAUCAUGUCUUCGUUUGUCAACACCAUGACCUCCCUCAGUGUCAAACAAGUGGAAGAUGGAGAAGUGUUUGAUUUCAGAGGCAUGAGGCUGGACUGGUUCAGACUGCAGGCCUACACCAGUGUUUCUAAAGCCAGUCUUGGAAUUGCUGAUCACAAGGAGCUGGGUAAAAUGAUGAACACCAUCAUCUUCCAUACAAAGAUGGUAGACUCUCUGGUAGAGAUGCUGGUAGAGACGUCGGACUUGUCUAUUUUCUGUUUCUACAGCCGUGCAUUUGAAAAAAUGUUCCAGCAGUGCUUGGAGCUUCCCUCCCAGAGCCGCCACUCCAUCUGCUUCCCUCUGCUUUGCGCACACUUCAUGUCCUGCACACAUGAGCUCUGUCCAGAGGAGCGUCACCACAUCGGGGAUCGAAGCCUGUCUCUGUGCAACAUGUUCCUGGAUGAGAUGGCCAAACAGGCCAGAAACCUGAUCACUGACAUCUGCACUGAGCAGUGCACGCUCAGCGACCAGCUGCUUCCUAAGCACUGCGCUAAAACUAUCAGCCAGGCCGUGAACAAGAAGAGCAAGAAGGCGACGGGCAAGAAAGGCGAGCCGGAGAGGGAGAAACCAGGAGUGGAGAGCAUGAGGAAGAACCGACUUCUGGUCACCAAUCUAGAUAAACUCCACACAGCGUUAUCUGAACUCUGCUUCUCCAUCAACUACGUUCCCAACCUGGUGGUGUGGGAGCACACGUUCACACCGAGAGAGUACCUCACCUCCCACCUGGAGAUCCGAUUCACCAAGUCUAUCGUUGGAAUGACCAUGUACAACCAGGCCACGCAGGAGAUAGCCAAGCCCAGCGAGCUGCUGACCAGUGUCCGAGCCUACAUGACAGUGUUGCAGUCCAUUGAGAACUACGUCACCAUCGACAUCACUCGGGUUUUCAAUAACGUCCUCCUGCAGCAGACGCAGCACCUGGACAGCCACGGCGAGCCCACCAUAACCAGCUUAUACACAAACUGGUACUUGGAGACGUUGCUUCGUCAGGUCAGUAACGGACACAUUGCUUAUUUUCCUGCCAUGAAGGCCUUCGUCAACCUGCCCACUGAGAACGAGCUGACGUUCAACGCUGAGGAAUACUCCGACAUCUCCGAAAUGCGUUCACUGUCAGAGCUGUUGGGGCCGUAUGGUAUGAAGUUUCUCAGUGAGAGUCUGAUGUGGCACAUUGCUUCGCAGGUUUCUGAGCUGAAGAAACUGGUGGUGGAAAACAUGGAGGUGUUGACCCAGAUGAGGACAAGCUUCGACAAACCGGACCAUAUGGCUGCACUCUUUAAGAAACUCACCUCUGUGGACAGCGUGUUGAAGAGGAUGACCAUCAUUGGAGUCAUCCUGUCCUUCCGCUCCCUGGCUCAGGAAGCUUUGAGAGACGUGCUGUCGUGUCACAUUCCCUUUCUGGUCAGUUCAGUGGAGGAUUUUAAGGACCACAUUCCCAGAGAGACCGACAUGAAGGUGGCCAUGAACGUCUACGAGCUGUCCUCAGCUGCUGGUUUACCCUGUGAGAUCGACCCGGCCCUGGUGGUGGCGCUGUCGUCUCAGAAGAGCGAGAACAUCAGUCCAGAGGAGGAGUAUAAAAUCGCCUGUCUGCUGAUGGUGUUUGUGGCGGUCUCUUUGCCCACGCUGGCGAGCAACGUGAUGUCACAGUACAGCCCGGCCAUCGAGGGCCACUGUAACAACAUCCACUGCUUGGCCAAAGCCAUCAACCAGAUCGCCGCUGCGCUCUUCACCAUCCACAAGGGCAGCAUCGAGGACCGACUCAAAGAGUUCCUGGCUCUGGCCUCGUCCAGCCUGCUGAAGAUCGGCCAGGAAACGGACAAGAUGACGACGCGCAACAGAGAGUCUGUCUACCUGCUGCUGGACAUGAUCGUGCAGGAGUCUCCCUUCCUCACCAUGGACCUGCUGGAGUCCUGCUUCCCUUACGUCCUGCUGAGGAACGCCUACCACGCCGUCUACAAACAGAGCAUCAGUGCCAGCGCGUGAACACGCUCCUGCCCGAGCCGUGAACACUACCGGAGUACACUAAACCCAGACUAAACACACUAAUCAGUGUCUCAGCGUACUGACAGAUUCUGAUGUGGAGCACACUAAAGAAGUACCUGAAACUACAAAUACCAAACAAAACAAACAGACGACCACUACACACACACACACACACACACACACACACACUAGCUGGACAAAGUUAGGGAUCAGUGUUUAUUUCUUUUUUCCAUGAUGUUGCCAGGGACCACAACCACAACGACACAAUGUUUUAAAGAACAAACUUAUAAAGAUAUAGAAUAUAUAAAUAUAUAUAUAUAGCUGGCACUGAAAUAUCUUUUUUCCUUAUUAUUUUAUUAAACGUUUUGAGAUUUCUAUCGUCCAGCUGAAACUUGGGUGUUGAUUUGGAUGCUUGUUUUGCAAAUGCAAACAAUUCUGAUGUGAUGUGGGGCUUUUAUUUUUUUAUUUUUUCUGUUACCUGGG
Molecule: messenger RNA, 4090 nt
Organism: Nematolebias whitei (Rio pearlfish)
Lineage: Eukaryota; Metazoa; Chordata; Actinopteri; Cyprinodontiformes; Rivulidae
Gene: nckap1
Product: NCK-associated protein 1
Exons: 32
Coding region: 203-3607 (1134 amino acids)
Biological process (GO): cell morphogenesis; cell projection assembly; cell migration
Cellular component (GO): SCAR complex
Source: RefSeq, a predicted model, not a curated record